AUGCCUUCAGAGCGCUUCCUUGGAAACCUGCAUGACUGCUACGUUACGACCGACACUAGAGCCAACAAGGAGCUUGCUGCCCAACUAAAUGGUCUCAAUGUUGUUGUUGCCGGAGCGGGAAGGGGGGUCGGUCGGGCAGCUGCUGAGCUUUUCAGUCACGGCUUUCCCAAAUCACUCAGCCUCGUUGCCCUGGAACAAGAUGAGGUUGACGAUACUGUCAAGCUCUGCCAGAGCAUCAGCAAAUCUACCUCAGUAUUGAGCCGCGCAUUUAAUGUGACUGACGCGAAAGCCGUACAGGCGUUCCUGAGCGAUGUGGAGAAAACUUUCGGAUCCAUUGAUGUGGUCGUUAUGAACGCUGGUAGGCCGCCUCAAUGGCUCCCAACGGCCGAAGGUGACCCGGAUAUCUGGUGGGACACCGUCGCCGUGUCGCUCCAGGGUGCAUACAACUUCAGCCGUUACGCACUACCCAUCAUGAAAAAGCAGCAACAUGGAAGGAUUAUCUUCACCUCGAGCGCCGCCUCUCACGCAAACGAAGGUAUCAGUAGCUAUAUUGUUGGUAAGCUGGGGAUGGUGCGGCUGGCCGAGAUCAUUCAUGCCGAAAAUUUCAAAGAGUCAAACAUCAAAGCCUUCGCCAUUCAUCCGGGAGCCAUUCCAACACGAUUCUACCAUGACUUCAAGAACAAGGCCGAAGGUCACACCGAAGACUUGCGAUAUAUCUCUGACACUGCUGAGGGGGAGCAGAAGUCCGCUGAGACUGCCAAAGGCUUCUUCAAGGACGCGCAUUGGGACACUCCCUACAUGGCUGGAGGAAUGAUGACUGUGCUUGCAAGUGGCCAGAUGGACUUCAUGUCAGGCCGAUAUGUGGACUGCGCAAUGCGUGUGGAAGACCUUGUCGCAAAGAAAGAUGAUAUAUUGAAGAACGAUCUGUACCGUGUGCGCCUCAAUGCUGGUGAAGGUGGAUUGAUUCCGAGGCUGGAUUAUUAA
This is a messenger RNA of Cyphellophora europaea CBS 101466, 984 nucleotides long. RefSeq lists its product as uncharacterized. Bases 1 to 984 code for a protein of 327 amino acids. Gene Ontology annotation, molecular function: oxidoreductase activity, acting on the CH-OH group of donors, NAD or NADP as acceptor. Lineage: Eukaryota; Fungi; Ascomycota; Eurotiomycetes; Chaetothyriales; Cyphellophoraceae. The record is from RefSeq and is a predicted model, not a curated record. The transcript has a single exon.